AUGGCUGAAGAACAUCAAGAGGGUGUUCCUGGGGAGGAGGGGCCGGUCCCGGUUCUCCGAUGGGACUUGGGUCUAUUUGAGCAGAUCGUUAGAAGUUUCCGGUUUCCACCGGAGUGGGAUGCACGAUAUCCGGCCCAGAAUCAGACGGCCGCCGACGCACCGCCGGGUUACAUCACGUUAUUUGAAGAUUUCUUUCUUCAAGGCAACUUCCGGUUGCCGGCGACGAACUUCAUGGGGAACAUCUUGCACUUCUACAACUUCCAUAUUUCCCAGAUGAACCCUCCUGGGAUGGUUAGGGUUCGUCAUUUCGAGUUCUUAUGCCGAGCCCAUGGCAUUGAGCCGUCUGUUGAGAAGUUCCGGGCCUUUUAUCAGCUUCAACGGACGAUGGGCUUCUUCUCGUUUGCCAGCCGUGGUGCUGCAAGGAAGAUCUUAUUAAACCCACCGAAGAGUUUCCAUGAUUGGAAACCUAAAUUUUUCUUUAUUCGAGAGGAGGUGCUUCCGAUUGCCAUGCCCUUCCGAGAUUGGAGCGAGCUGGGGCUGAAAGAGGAUCUUCCGAUCCUAAAACACGAACGGUGGUAUCAGCAACUAACUCCUACCCCUAAUCGGGUAUUUGGGGAGAAUGUAUUGGUUGCGGCGCGCAUGAGUGACCAGUGGUCACCUGACAGCAAGGAAGUGCCAGUCUUAAAGAUUGGUGAUCAAGAAGCGCAUAUGUACCAAGCUGCUUUUGCUACUUUUGGAGGAUCUAUGGGCGUGCGCCCACUUCGCGAUGAUGAGGAAUGCUGGUAUGAGCAGAUCAGGGGCAAUUUCAUGUACCCGGUUGCUGAUGCAUUUGCCUCGCCGCCUACUGCAACCGAAGGUGUGUUGCGCGACCUAGGGAUUGACCCUGAAGAUAAGAAGAAAAAACCUUUGAAGAAGAAGAACUUGAAUCCCGAGGUGACCAGUAAAGGGGCUGGGAGUAGUCGCGCAACCGCUGGUGCUGCUGUUAAAGGUACUCUUCGCCUUCGAAAGAGUGACUUAAAAGAUUAUGUGAUAAUUAGUGAUUCACUUGAAGGCUUGUCGCGCGCAGCUGAGAAGAAGGCUGGAGCGGGUGGUUCGAAGAGCUCUGGAAGCGCGGGUUCUCGUAACCCUGAUGCUGGUGCUACUCCUUCUACUGCUGCGCAUGAGGAGGAGGAAGAAGAAGAAGAAGAGGAGGUAACUGAAAAGCUGAUCAGCAGAAAGAGAGUCAGAAGCGAGACCACAACUGGUGUGGCUUCUGCGGCGGCAGCUGGUGCGAUUCCCUUGAUUGGGAAAACGAGCAUUCUGCGCUCUCUUUAUAAAUUCUCUCCUGAGACCAAGAAGCCCACCCCUGAGAAGGGUGUUAAGUUUACCGAGCCAGAGCCGAAGAGGCCAAAGAUUACCAUUAAGUCUUCUAAGAUUGUUGGGGCUGAGUCUGCCAAGGAGAAAAAUGUUGCUGAGGGGGAUAAAGCGAAGGCUGCUGAGGAGAAGAGAAGGGUUGAGGAGCGUCACAAGAAGGUUGAGGAAGAGAAGAAGAGGAAAGCUGGGGAAGAUAAGAAGGCUGAGGAGGCGAAGAAGAAAACCGCAGAUAUGGAGAAGGAGAAGGAGAGGGAGAGGAAGAAAGCUGUGGAAAAGGGCAGCGAUGAUCAGAAGAUUGUGAUCACCACGGGGCCUGUGAAGCCUCAUCAAGAAAGCAGGAAAGAGCCUGAGGUUGAGAAACCUGUCCACCCCACGCAUACUGAGGUCCCUGAUCGCACCUAG
This is a messenger RNA of Helianthus annuus (common sunflower), 1755 nucleotides long. RefSeq lists its product as uncharacterized. Bases 1 to 1755 code for a protein of 584 amino acids. The transcript is spliced from 4 exons. The record is from RefSeq and is a predicted model, not a curated record. Lineage: Eukaryota; Viridiplantae; Streptophyta; Magnoliopsida; Asterales; Asteraceae.